CAGAAACUCAGAAUCAAAGUAAAAGAAAACUUUUUCCUGGUUUCCCUUCUCUCUUCUCUCCAUUUGACGUAGAAAAUAGAAGAUAACCCGCAAACCAAAUUAAUGGCAUUGGUGACACCAAUCGUGGGCACGUAUCAAAAGACACAAGCAGUUCAUGUGAUUUGCAGAAGGAAAGAUAGAAGUAGAGAUCAUAACAUUCACCCUUAUAAAGUCAUCGAAAUUACACCUCCUCCCAAGAGCCUUGGCGUUCGUUGCUUCCCUUCUAACUUGCAAUGUGGAGAGAGCGUGACAAUCGAAGGCCGAACUUAUACUGUUUCAGCUGUUACUCACCGGUACCGGCUUCGCAAAGGGAAGUAUGAACCUAGCGAGAAGAGGCUUGACGUUCUUUCCACUGGCAGAGGCUCUUCUGAGGAUGCUUCUUCCCCAGUUGGCAAAGUGGAGAUCCAACUAGGGUAUGAGCCAAAUUGCAUCCCCUAGUGUGAUUCUGAAAUCAUAUUAGUGAUGAAUCUUAAUUGCAUUUCUGUAAAUCUCUGUCUACCCAAAUAAUAUUAUUAUGGUCAAUAACCUCAUAACUCUGCACCCCACCCACCUGUCAUCCCUGCCCCAAAACCCUUCCUGCCUCUGUGCUCAGCCAAAGAGACAUAAACUUAUCCACAAUUAAUCUUGUCUUGUUCAGAUCUCUCCAAAUCAUUUUAGGGCACCAAGACAGUGUUAGAAUUUUGGUGCAUUUUUCUUAAUGCGGAGUUGAGCACAGGGGAUCACAGGGAGACAGUUAUUGGGGUUAUGAACAAAUCAUAAAUCACAAUCAUGAAUGAUGGAUGGAUGGAUGGAGGGAGAGAAAGAGAAUGAUUCAAUACACUGCACUGGGAAAAUGAUUGUUGAGACAUGUUUUAUUUGAUCGAUGACACACCCUUGUCCUACAACUAUCAUACAUUCUCCCUAUUUCAUUC
This is a messenger RNA of Pistacia vera, 950 nucleotides long. RefSeq lists its product as uncharacterized. NCBI's taxonomy places the organism in Eukaryota, Viridiplantae, Streptophyta, Magnoliopsida, Sapindales, Anacardiaceae. The transcript has 4 exons. The record is from RefSeq and is a predicted model, not a curated record. The coding region runs from base 103 to 477 and encodes 124 amino acids.